UUUAAAGUUAUCUAACCUCUGCUAUAUCUACUUAUAAAUAAUAAAAAAAUAAUAUAAAUUGUAUGCAAUGUUUUCAAAGCGAAUAUUACAUAUCGCUCAACUCGGUGCGGUCGGUGUAGCGGGAUAUUAUAUAGGUUGUAAGGAUAAAAUUAAUAGUUUAAGUGACACAGUGGUUAUCGAUGGCAAAACUUUAAAAAGCAUGCCUGGUCUGCCAAUAUUUGGCACGGUAUCUGCAGCAACACCAUAUACAGAGAGCGGUUCUCCUCAAGAUAGAAUAUCGCAAAUUAUGAAAUACGGCUUUCCCAGUUUGGAUAAUGUGCGUUCCUACGAUGACUACGUUCUAUCUUACGAUCGUCGAAACAGGGUGCCUAAUUGGGUGUUUGAACAUAUUACGAAGGGGCAUGUCAUGAAAAAUGAUGCUGUAGACAGAAGCAAGUGUGACUUUAAACCUGAUGAAAGUAUUCAUCCAUUCUUUAGAUCUCAAAAUAGUGAUUACAAAGGAUCAGGGUUUGAUAGAGGUCACAUGGCAGCAGCUGGCAACCAUCGCCUUGCUCAGAAACAUGUGGAUCAAACCUUCUUCCUAACAAACAUGGCUCCUCAGGUCGGCGAAGGAUUUAACAGACAUGCUUGGAAUCGCUUAGAGAAACAUGUUAGGAAACUAACCAAGGUUUAUGACAAUGUCUAUUGUUGUACGGGUCCUCUUUACCUUCCUAGAAAAGAAGUAGAUGGUAAAUCAUACAUUAAGUACCAAGUGAUAGGUGCCAACACAGUGGCAGUGCCCACUCACUUCUACAAGGUUGUAGUUGCCGAGUCCCCUGAUGGCUCGUUGGACAUGGAGGCAUAUGUCAUGCCCAAUCAGAAGAUACCGGAUGAAACACCUGUGUCUUCUUACAUGGUGCCGCCAGAAACGAUCGAGAGAGCAGCUGGUUUACUAUUCUUCGAUAAAAUACAAAGAAGUAAGCUCAGCAGAAUAAAUGGAAAAAAAGUGUAAAUCAAAGAACUCUCAAAUAUAUUUUAUUAGUUCAAUUAUAUUUAUUAGAUUUUUAAUGUAUGUGUAAAUAAUGUAAAUGACAUAGUAAAUAUUUUUAACCUUAAAUAAAAGAC
This is a messenger RNA of Vanessa atalanta (red admiral), 1104 nucleotides long. RefSeq names its product endonuclease G, mitochondrial (gene EndoG). The transcript has 6 exons. Gene Ontology annotation, cellular component: nucleus; mitochondrial inner membrane. Lineage: Eukaryota; Metazoa; Arthropoda; Insecta; Lepidoptera; Nymphalidae. Gene Ontology annotation, biological process: apoptotic DNA fragmentation. Bases 68 to 991 code for a protein of 307 amino acids. The record is from RefSeq and is a predicted model, not a curated record. Gene Ontology annotation, molecular function: metal ion binding; single-stranded DNA endonuclease activity; RNA endonuclease activity.